Echinococcus granulosus is the source of this 1938-nucleotide messenger RNA. RefSeq lists its product as hypothetical. The record is from RefSeq and is a predicted model, not a curated record. NCBI's taxonomy places the organism in Eukaryota, Metazoa, Platyhelminthes, Cestoda, Cyclophyllidea, Taeniidae. The coding region runs from base 1 to 1938 and encodes 645 amino acids. The transcript is spliced from 11 exons.
AUGAAUUCUGAGUCCUCUACGCAGAUGGAAACUGUCCUUUCUAUGACUAUCAUUUUUCACUUGUGGGGAACUAAGGAUAAGUUUUUCGAUAGUCGGAAUGCUCACGCAUCACUUCAAGUCCUUUUCAACAUUUUUCUAAGUGGUAAUGCCUCUCUGGAAAGCUUGUAUGCGGGCGAUAUUCUCAUUGACUUUUGUGCUAAUUCUACUUCCUUCUCCUUGAUCAAUUCCCUAAUCUUUCAUUGGGACAAGCCUGAAGGAACUAAUGCCAUCUUUACUGGGAUUAGCAACCACCUUAUGCAGCCCACAGAUCAUCUUCUCUCCGCUUCUACGGCCGCCUUCAUUUACAAUCUGGAAUCAUCGUUUUCAAAGGAUAUCUCUGAUGCUGACUACAACACUACACUACUUCAACUUCUCACUCUUGUUACUCAAGCCCUCUCACUUCGACUUGAAAAUGGGAGCUCCAUCGAGGCAGCCUAUAGACAGCGCGUGAUCAUGCACUGCGCCUCUCUAAUUGUCCAAAAACUUUCAGAAAUUUGCUGCUCAUUCGACCCCGCAUCGGUUGACAUAUCCGCUGGUCAUAUCGCUAACCUGGGAUACACCGCUCGGUCUUUAGCCCUCCAAAACCUCGAAAACAGCACCCUACUGACUAUUCUAAGCUCUACCAACAAUGGAGACAUUGGAACCAUAAAAAAUAAUGAAAUGAUGGCUGUAAUUCUAGUCACCGUGGACGCGUUGGAUCUCCUCCUCACUUGCACGGACUUUCUCUCUGCCGCCUCGCUUGCCUCCACCUCGGAGAAGUCGCAGGAUAACAUGGAUCCCGAUGAGACGCGAAUCGAUUGCACACCGCAGAUGGCGGACCUGAGCCUCACUGAAGAGAGGGACGGCAAGGGAAUUUGUAGUGAGGGUGGCUCAGUAAUACGCCACUUGCGGCGCUGUGGUGAUGCACUGCAGCGGGGUCUAGAGACGCCACACCUCGCGAAUAUGCUGGCACUCGUUUUUGUUGUUGGAACUGGUGAUGGUAGCUGUGAAGGGGCCUUCUCCUCCCGGGCCGUUGUCCUUCGUCUCAUGAGAAUCGCCCUCAGUUUGCAGAAUUUCUCAGUUUCUUCAUUUCUGUCCACCCUGAACAGCCUCAUACCACCGGGGUGUAGGUCGAUUGAGGAUUAUGUAACAUCACGGCUAUUGCUAGCCACGAAAGAGAAAGAGUCCGAACCCACCGGUCACGUGGCCUUCAUUUCUGAGUGGAUAGCCGCUACGCAAUCGCGCUUUCCUACCAGUCGGCAGGACAAAACUACCUGCUCGUCUGGCACCUCUCGCCACCACUCUGAAGCCACGCUGAACAGGCUCUGUGCGGCACUGGAUAAUACCUCUCUGUCAUUUGCGAGCAUUGCCGGAUCAGAAGCCAUGACGAUUUGUCAGCAAAAGAUUGAAGUUCUCCAGUCGCAAGAGGCGGUGUUGGAAGCGGAGGUGGCGGCAAAACGCGAGGCGCUACGCACGUCAGACGCUCUGGCGGAACACUUUCGAUCGCGCGCUAUCACCGCUGAGGCGGAGGUCGUGCGGCUGCUGCAUCUUCAAACCGUCGCCCUCGCCAACGUCGAGUCCCACCGCGCCUCCUUAGAAGCUCAACGGGAUCAAAUCUCUCGCCUUGAAAGCGAGAAUGGGCGUCUUUCUUCUGAGUUGUCCUCCAAACAAAAGGAGUAUGAGAGUUUGCAGUCGGCCAAGGAGAGCCUGCAGAACAGGCUGACGAGCAUGCGUGAGCAGAACAGAACUAUGGACGCGACUAUCGACAACUUUAGAAAACAGUUGGAUGAGGCAAAGCAAAUCAUUCAGCAAAAGGAUGCCGAGAUUCAACAGUACACUCAUAUGACUCGCAUUAUCAACGAGUUGACUGGCAACCGGGUUCAACCAGCGAAUGCUUCAAAUUCAAAAAACCCCAUUUAG